This is a messenger RNA of Monopterus albus (swamp eel), 1528 nucleotides long. RefSeq names its product acidic mammalian chitinase-like. Gene Ontology annotation, molecular function: chitin binding; hydrolase activity, hydrolyzing O-glycosyl compounds. Gene Ontology annotation, biological process: carbohydrate metabolic process. Bases 90 to 1499 code for a protein of 469 amino acids. Gene Ontology annotation, cellular component: extracellular region. Lineage: Eukaryota; Metazoa; Chordata; Actinopteri; Synbranchiformes; Synbranchidae. The record is from RefSeq and is a predicted model, not a curated record. The transcript has 12 exons.
ACUGUAUAAAGGACCAACUUUGCUGCAUUUGUUUGGUUCUUUCAUCUGGUCCCAAGCAAUCCAGUGAAGUUGUGAGAAGUGGAUUCAAAAUGACCAGGCUCACAAUUUUAACAGGCUUAUGUCUGGUGAUAUGUCAGCUGGGAUCUGCCACCAAGAUGGUGUGCUACUUCACUAACUGGUCCCAGUACAGACCUGGUGAGGGCAAGUUCUUGCCACAAGAUGUGGACCCCUUCCUUUGCACCACCCUGAUUUAUGCCUUCUCCAUCAUUAACCAUAACAAUGAGUUGGUUCCCUAUGAGUGGAAUGAUGAUGUCCUCUACAAGUCUUUCAAUGCCCUGAAGACCAAGAAUCCUCAUCUGAAGACUUUGCUGGGUGUUGGUGGAUGGAACUUUGGUUCACAACAGUUCUCCAUCAUGGUGUCUACUCCAGCUAACCGGCAGAAAUUCAUACAGUCUUCUAUCAAAUUCUUGAGAACUCAUGGAUUUGAUGGUCUGGAUCUGGACUGGGAGUACCCUGGUGCUCGUGGAAGUCCCCCAGAAGACAAACAGAGGUUCACUCUGCUCUGUAGGGAACUCGUUGCUGCCUAUGCAGCUGAGGCCAAGGCCACUGGCAAUCAUCAGCUCAUGCUGACUGCUGCAGUGUCUGCUGGAAAGGGAACUAUUGAUGGUGGAUAUGAGAUUGCUGAAAUUGCCAAGGAACUGGACUUCAUCAGUGUGAUGACGUAUGACUUUCAUGGAACUUGGGAACAGUUCACUGGACACAACAGCCCUCUGUUCCGUGGUUCAAAGGACUUUGGUGAUCUAAUCUACUUCAACACAGACUUUGCCAUGAAGUACUGGAGAGACAAUGGCGCUCCACUGGAGAAAUUGAGGAUGGGUUUUGCUACUUAUGGUCGUACCUUUCGCCUGACGUCAUCAGAAACUGGUGUUGGAGCCCCAGCUAGUGGCCCUGCAUCAGCUGGUCCAUACACACGUGAAGCUGGAUUCUGGUCCUACUAUGAGAUCUGUGGCUUUGCGAAGGAUACCAAAAUUCAGUGGAUUGAAGACCAGAAAGUCCCCUAUGCCACCAAGAACAAUGAAUGGGUGGGAUUUGACACCAGGGAGAGUUAUGAGACUAAGGUGAGGUACCUACAGGAGCAGAAAUUUGGUGGUGCCUUUGUGUGGGCCCUUGAUUUGGAUGACUUUGCUGGACGAUUCUGUGCACAGGGCAAACACCCUCUGAUGUCUCAUCUCCAAAAACUUCUUGAUAUUAAGGUGCCCCCACUUUCCACUACUACCACCCCCAAACCUGGUGCUACCACCACCUCCACAACCACCACUACUACCACCACCACUCAUGCACCAGGACCCGGCUUCUGCAAUGGCAAGCCUGAUGGACUGUACACCAACGAAGAUGACAAAACCAGCUUUUACAUGUGUGCUGGUGGCAUUACCCAUGUGAGGUACUGCGGGACAGGAUCUAUCUUUAAUGACAGCUGUAAGUGCUGUGUCUGGCCAUAAGUGGAUCCAAUGUAUAUAGAACAACUAAU